Aspergillus wentii DTO 134E9 is the source of this 1722-nucleotide messenger RNA. RefSeq lists its product as uncharacterized. The record is from RefSeq and is a predicted model, not a curated record. Lineage: Eukaryota; Fungi; Ascomycota; Eurotiomycetes; Eurotiales; Aspergillaceae. Bases 1 to 1722 code for a protein of 573 amino acids. The transcript is spliced from 4 exons.
AUGACUCUGGUGAAUCGUUUGCAAGAAGCGUCAAACAGAAUGCAGCGUGAAGGUGGGUCGGGGAAUUACGACUACCCUCCUGCCUCUCGUUCCGGUGAACGACCACAACGGCCCAACGUGGAUCGCGUACAACACCUUCGGGAUCUGUUAAACUCGGAAAGGAUUCACAAUACUAGUGCUGAAACCGCUCGUGCUCUGGAAACUCUGAAUCAAGAGAUAGAAGAGUACCGCUCCGAUCGUGUUCGAGACCGGUCCAGUUUCGAGGAAGCGCGAGCAGCGGUAGACCGACAGAUUCAACAACUGCAAUCAGACCUUAACGGCAGAGAGGAACGUAUUCGCAGUAUUCUCUUGGGUCAUGACCCGUCACAGCCGCCGCCUCCAGCUUUGAACUCUACAGCUAUGAAUCAAGAACCAGGUUCCUCCGAUCUUUCACGCUCAGUCGGCCGACCGUCCAGACGCCGUGUACUUAGGGGAGGAGAAAGGCCAAGCAGAGAAGGAAGAACAAGGGAACCGGCCCUCAAUUCCCUACUCGAUGAACCAGUUCCUCGUCUUGAAAUGUCGUCCGCCAUGUCGCCAGAACUGGGAGACGACCACCGGGCAAACCGAUGGAGAACCAAGCGCAGAAAGCUCGAGACUGAUGAUAAUAGAGAAGGACUUAGGGGAUUGGGAUACGGUCAAUACGGCCAGGUUGUGCCUGGAACGCUCAAGAUGGAAAUAGCCAGUUGCGAUGGAGGCACAUAUGAGCCUGAGGGAGAUAGUUCUUGGCCAGAUAACGUCUUGCGCAAUGAUUCGUCCGUCUAUUGUACAAAGUCCGACCGAUGCAAUUUGAUCCUAAAGCACCGCGGGGAGACCCCAUUCUGUUUAAAAAAGCUCGUGAUCAAGGCUCCGAAGUCUGGAUAUGAUGCUCCGAUACAAGAAGGAAUGGUCUUUGUUUCAAUGUCAUCCGACGAGCUGCUAGCCCGUACAGCUCAGUACCAAAUCCAGUACUCUAACGCCCGGCGCCGUCGUCGAAAUCGACGGAAUGGAAUGCAACCCUCCGAGGAAUAUCUCAAUGGGUUUCGGUAUCCCCUGCAAUCAUUGGAGAGGACUGUUCUCGGUGGCUCAGACUCCCACUCGGACUCGGAUAACGACUUCAUUACCCUUGCAGGGCCGAUGCCUGACUUUCGUCUCACAAUUGACUAUGAUGAGAACUCCGAUCACGGUAAUUUUUACGAGCAAGAAAACGAGGAAGAUGCUCCUUCCAUUGCAGAGAUUGAGGGUCUGCAAAUAGAACAAAUGGAGGAUGACAUUCUCUGCUCGGAAAGUGACGAAAGUGAAAGCGAUUACGAUCCUAACGAAAUGAGCAUCUUCAACCGCCGACGUCGCGAUUUACUGAGGUACAUGAGGACUUCGCGUCGACAAUAUGCGAUGGAGCAACGAGAGCUUCAGAGACGGCGUCAAGUCCCGAAUUCGAUUGAACCUGUUGCAUCUCCCGCUAGUCCUGCUGCUCCGCAGUAUUCAGUCAUCAAUUCCCGGGGCCACGAAGUCUUGAGACCACACGCACGAUUCUUCAUCGAGCGAGCCAAGAGUAUGGUCAGCAUCAAAUUCGAUCCACCUCCCUCCGGGCGAUUCAUUCUGAUAAAGUUAUGGAGCCCUCAUAGCGGAGGCAAUAUUGAUAUCCAGAGCAUCAUCGCACAUGGAUACGCCGGUCCAAGAUACUUCCCUGCCGGCAAUUUCAGAUAG